Messenger RNA from Impatiens glandulifera, 1373 nucleotides. RefSeq lists its product as uncharacterized. Gene Ontology annotation, cellular component: chloroplast envelope; chloroplast thylakoid membrane. NCBI's taxonomy places the organism in Eukaryota, Viridiplantae, Streptophyta, Magnoliopsida, Ericales, Balsaminaceae. The record is from RefSeq and is a predicted model, not a curated record. The transcript is spliced from 6 exons. Bases 73 to 1173 code for a protein of 366 amino acids.
ACAGCUUGAAGCUUGAAGACUGAACUGGGGCGGAGGGCCGGCAUUGGCGAAGUUCACAGAAUUCCAGAAAUUAUGGCUUCUUCUGCUCAUUGUCUUCCUCCAAAGCUCUACCCUUUUUCAUCCCCCUCCACACGACCAGCCGGAGUUAGCAUGACUGCUGUUUCCGCCUCUCAACCCAUCAGACAUUCCCUCGAUCUCACAUCACCCACCAUUCUCAGAGCAAGACGUAGUGAAAGAUUCAUCAAAUUCGAACGAUUUCUAUCCUUUUCAUCCCCAGCCUCCACUCUUUCCAAGACUUCUUUCAUCUUAUCAGCAUCAAGCAGUUCUACUGCAAGUUCAAGUGAUAAAGGUAAUAAGAACACCGGAAAAUCCGAGGUGCAAGUAGAAGAAGACGAGGUUGAAGAAGUAGAGGAGGAUUUGCCUUGGAUACAGGAAAAAGCACUCGACCUUGUUGAGUUCACUGGGUCAGUAACGCAGGCUAUUCCUGGACCGAGAGUAGGAAAAAGCCCAUUGCCCUGGAUUCUCGCCGUCCCUUUGGCUUAUGUUGGUAUUACAUUCGUAAUUGCUGUUGUUAAGACCAUUAGAAAGUUCAAUUCCCCAAGGGAGGUUCGCCGCAAAUUGGUUAAUAAGAAUGUUUUUCUGUGCAAAUCAAUUGAUGAGCUGUUUGAGAAAGGAAAUGAUGCAUUGCAGCCAUCAGAUUUGGUAGAACUUGUGCAGAAGACAGAUUUUGGCAUGGAGGAUAUUUUUCGCAAAUAUAUCAGAUAUGCACUUAAUGAAAAGCCCUUUAAUCCAGACUUAGUAUCAAACUUGAUCCAACUACGAAAAGCUUCCAUGCUCGAUGAUUCUCAAGUGUCUGAAGUCCUAAAUGAAAUCUCAAGAAGAAUUGUGAAAGAGAAAGGUCCUGUUGUCAUGGAUGUGUCUGGUUAUUCGGAAAGAGGAUUUAAGAGAAAACUUGCUGUACAAGCUCUUUUCGGAAAGGUUUAUUAUUUAUCCGAGCUGCCAGAGUUCUGCACAAAAGAUAGUUCCUCUUUAGUUGUGAAAGAGAUCUUCGGCGUUGCAGAUGAAGAUGCUGAGAAGCUAAGAAUGCAUACGGUUUCAGAGGCGGGAGACAUGGAUUCGCUUGAAAAGAUGGUUGAUAGUUCAGAUUCGCAAGAUUCUGGUGAAAAACCCUAGCUAGAACUUCCUAGUGUGCACUAAUACCACCGAUUAGUUUGUUUGUUUUUCCUUUUUCCUUUUUCGCUAGAAGGUUGUUGGCUUGGAUGGGUAAUUUAAACCAAAUUUUGUUAUGAGGCAGAAUUUAUACACUUUUUUUUUCUCAUUUUGUGAACAAGAAUAAUUAUUGCCCAAUUAAUCCAUGCAUUGAGUUGCAGAUA